AUGAGGGGACAUGUAAUGGAGAGAGAUGAAUGCUAUUGUCCAGCCCUGCUGAGGCUGAAGUCUUGCAACUUUCACGCUCAACGGCACACAACGAUGAUGUACGGUACGCACUCAGCUCAUCGUUGCGAACAAGCAUCAACCUUGAAAAUGUUCAGAACCUUGCAAAUGUCCGCUGCAAUCAAUUUCCACAAACACAACGAUAUCAAGAGCAUACAAACAAUCUUACUCAGCAGUACAGCACCGACUAUCCAACAGCAUCCAUCAACGUCACGCCUCCUCAACUCGUGCGCUUCAUCCUCAACGACUCACUCACUACAAUACAAUAGAUGCAUGAAUCUCAGCCCCGUGGUCACAGCCUGUCUAUCUCCCCUGCGCAUCCAUCCCUCAUUCAGUCCCAACCACGUGCAGCCGACCACACCCUUUUACCUGUGCCCUUAA
Pochonia chlamydosporia 170 is the source of this 438-nucleotide messenger RNA. RefSeq lists its product as hypothetical. Bases 1 to 438 code for a protein of 145 amino acids. The record is from RefSeq and is a predicted model, not a curated record. The transcript has a single exon. Lineage: Eukaryota; Fungi; Ascomycota; Sordariomycetes; Hypocreales; Clavicipitaceae.